CCACCCUCGGACGAGCGAGAGCGCCCGAGGAGGUACCCCGCCGCGCCGGCUCCAGGGGCAGGAGCGGCCUUAACCCUUCCCGCGCCGGGAGGCCCGCUGCUGCCCUUGUGUCCUCCACCCUACCGGCGACCUGGCGCUGCAGGAUCCAGUCCCCCAACCAUCCCCCAUAUUUGUGGUGAAGCAUCGCCGGGGAAAUCACGACCCUUGCCCACAUCCUUCUCUGUGCUGCCGAGAGACAGUUGGGGAAAGGGGAGGAGGAAGCACCUGGCCGCAAGGGGUCCUGAGACAGCAGGCGGCCCGAGGGAGGGCCGGGAGACCGAGCGGAGCCGGGGAGGAGGGACUCCUCGCCUCUACCCCGCCCUCCCCAACUCCCCACCUGGGGCGAGCCUGGAACCCUCCUGCGCGAAACGUCUCGCGGCCCCGUGGUUGGCCCAGCAGAGCCGCCCCCGAUUUUGCGCAGAGGGUGUGGAGUCCUCGUGCGGUCACGGAAGAUCCCGCUGCUCCAACAUAUCAGUCUCUCCUGGUCCCAGGAGGCCCAAGCCAGCAAGGCACACACGCACACCCACUUUUAUUAGCCUUCCCUUGGAUAGGGGUUUGGAUCAACCCUAAUCAAGUGCAGUAUGUGCUUUUAACUGUGUGCGCAAAGUCCGCGUAUCAGUGGGUCCGCCAGGUCUUUGCGCGCCCGCCCGUGGUUUGUGUAACUGUGCGUGUGUGUGUGUGUGUGUGUGCGCGCGCGCGCGCGCGCGUGUGUGAGCUCGCAUCCGUGCUCGGGGCGCAACGCGAGCCAGGGAGCGGGCCGCGAGCGCUGUCAGGCCCGGGACGGCGCUGCUGGGGCGGGCGGGGGGCGGGGGCCGGGGCUCGGCCCGCCCCAGGAGCCAGCCCCUUGGAGCCUCCGGCCCUGCAAAGGGACGUGUUCUCCUUUAAGAGUUAAGAAACUUGAAACCUUGUUUGCGCAACAAUCAGCGCCGCGGAGCCGCCAAAGUGUCUAGACUGGCAUAUGAUGGGAGGCAGCCAAUGACUCCGCGGCGCUCCUCCGGGGGCCCUCAGUGUGCGUUUGAGGAGAACAAAAAAGAGAGAGAGAGAGAGCCGAGCGGGGGAGCGAGCGAGGGAGCCAAGCCGAGAGAAAGAGCCGCCGGGCGCUGCCUCGCCAGACCUCGCAGCGACCGCGAGGCCACCGGGAGGCACUUUUUGUGGAGGGGGGUUGGGGGCGACCUCGGCAGCCGCGGCGCCCGGAGCGACCGAGCGCAGCGUGGGGCAGGCUGCGACCUCUGCCUCGGUGGAUCAUAUUUUAAAUUAAGGGUUCCCAGCAGCUCUUCGGGAUUUUUACAGUUCCACUCAUGUGUUGACACCGCGUUCAGGAGAAACUCGCUCCAAGUGCAUCUAGCGCCUGGGACCUGAGACGGAGUUGGUCUUUCGUGCAUGCAAAUGCAGGGAUUUUGGUUUUGUCUGGGGGUUCUUUUUCUUUUUCCGUUUUGCAGGGAGUAAGAAGGGAACUGAAGGUAACAACAAGCCUGCCUUUCGGGUCUUGCAGGAAAAGCCCAUGUAGUUAAGCGCUUGGGUUUUUGAGGCAGGGCUUUCCAAAGACAUUUGGGGUGUUCGGCGCGAGAGCUUUGUGCUCAUGGACCAGCCGCGCAACUUUUGAAGCUUUGCCGGCCCAUGCGGGAUCUUUCUGGCGGCACGGCGCCUGCAGCCCCCCUAAGGCGCGGGGGCUGGAGUUGCUGAGCAGCCCGGCCGCCGGUGUCCAUGUAGCCGCUGGCCCGGCGCGGACUGCGGCUCGGCGAGCGCGUGUUCCCGGCCGCCCCUGCCUGGCCGUCCCGCCUCGGCGAGCUCCCUCAUGUUGCAGCCCUGCGGCGCCCCUUCGACGACAAGCUGUGCACGGUUUGCACGGCGCCCCGCGGUGGAGCUUCAUGUGGGGCUGCGGCCCGUGCAGCCGGCGCCUCGCUGAGGGAACGGACCCCCGGUAACCGGAGACCGCCUCCCUCCCACCCCCGGCGCCAAAGGAUAUCGUAUGUUCAGGUCCAAACGCUCGGGGCUGGUGCGGCGACUUUGGCGAAGUCGUGUGGUCCCCGACCGGGAGGAAGACGGCGGCAGCGGCGGCGGCGGCGGCGAGGAGGAUGGGAGCUUGGGCAGCCGAGCUGAGCCGGCCCAGCGGGCACGAGAAGGUGGAGGCUGCGGCCGCUCUGAAGUCCGCCCGGUAGCCCCGCGGCGGCCCCGGGACGCGGUGGGACAGCGAGGUGCCCAGGGCGCUGGGAGGCGCCGGCGCUCAGGGGGCCCCCCGAGGCCCAUAUCGGAGCCGGGGGCUAGCGCCUGGGGCUCCCCGCUGGAAGUGGCGGAGUCGGGAGGCCUGGGCUGGCUGCCCGAGAGUGACUGCGAGACGGUGACCUGCUGUCUCUUCUCGGAGCGGGACGCAGCCGGCGCGCCCCGGGAGGCCGCCGACUCCCUGGCCGGGGCUGCCCUGGAGGCGGCGGGCGGCGGGCGGAGUCGCGAAGCCCGCUCGAGGCUGCUGCUGCUGGAGCAGGAGCUCAAGACGGUCACGUACUCGCUGCUGAAGCGGCUCAAGGAGCGCUCGCUGGACACGCUGCUGGAGGCGGUGGAGUCCCGCGGCGGCGUGCCGGGCGGCUGCGUGCUGGUGCCGCGCGCCGACCUCCGCCUGGGCGGCCAGCCCGCGCCGCCGCAGCUGCUGCUCGGCCGCCUCUUCCGCUGGCCCGACCUGCAGCACGCCGUGGAGCUGAAGCCCCUGUGCGGCUGCCACAGCUUCGCCGCCGCCGCCGACGGCCCCACCGUGUGCUGCAAUCCCUACCACUUCAGCCGGCUCUGCGGGCCAGAAUCACCACCACCUCCCUACUCUCGGCUGUCUCCUUGUGACGAGUACAAGCCACUGGAUCUAUCGGAUUCCACAUUGUCUUACACUGAAACGGAGGCCACCAACUCCCUCAUCACUGCUCCAGGCGAAUUAUCAGAUGCCAGCAUGUCUCCCGAUGCCACAAAGCCAAGCCACUGGUGCAGCGUGGCGUACUGGGAGCACCGGACACGAGUGGGCCGCCUCUAUGCGGUGUACGACCAGGCCGUCAGCAUCUUCUAUGACCUACCUCAGGGCAGCGGCUUCUGCCUGGGCCAGCUCAACCUGGAGCAGCGCAGCGAGUCGGUGCAGCGAACGCGCAGCAAGAUUGGCUUUGGCAUCCUGCUCAGCAAGGAGCCUGACGGUGUGUGGGCCUACAACCGGGGCGAGCACCCCAUCUUCGUCAACUCCCCCACGCUGGACGCGCCCGGUGGCCGCGCCCUCGUUGUGCGCAAGGUGCCACCUGGUUACUCCAUCAAGGUGUUCGACUUUGAGCGCUCGGGCCUUCUCCAGCAUGGGCCUGAGCCAGAUGCCGCCGACGGCCCCUAUGACCCCAACAGCGUCCGCAUCAGCUUUGCCAAGGGCUGGGGGCCCUGCUACUCCCGGCAGUUUAUCACCUCCUGUCCCUGCUGGCUCGAGAUCCUCCUCAACAACCACAGAUAGCGGUGGCUGCAGAGGCGAUGGCCCUGUGCCCAGGGCCAGACAUGGAGGGCAGCCACCACUGUGUGCCCACCGCAAGAGGGGCCCGUGCCCAGAGACACAGCUCCCACGGACGAAACCCCCCAAAUAUCAUCUACCUAGAUUUAAUAUAAAGUUUUAUAUAUUAUAUGGAAAUAUAUAUUAUACUUGUAAUUAUGGAGUCAUUUUUACAAUGUAAUUAUUUAUGUAUGGUGCAAUGUGUGUAUAUGGACAAAACAAGAAGACGCACUUUGGCUUAUAAUUCUUUCAAUACAGAUAUAUUUUCUUUCUUUUC
This is a messenger RNA of Loxodonta africana (African savanna elephant), 3812 nucleotides long. RefSeq names its product SMAD family member 6 (gene SMAD6). The coding region runs from base 2009 to 3502 and encodes 497 amino acids. The record is from RefSeq and is a predicted model, not a curated record. Gene Ontology annotation, biological process: BMP signaling pathway; SMAD protein signal transduction; regulation of transcription by RNA polymerase II. Gene Ontology annotation, molecular function: I-SMAD binding; transcription regulator inhibitor activity. NCBI's taxonomy places the organism in Eukaryota, Metazoa, Chordata, Mammalia, Proboscidea, Elephantidae. The transcript is spliced from 4 exons. Gene Ontology annotation, cellular component: heteromeric SMAD protein complex.